Molecule: messenger RNA, 1827 nt
Organism: Saccostrea cuccullata (small rock oyster)
Lineage: Eukaryota; Metazoa; Mollusca; Bivalvia; Ostreida; Ostreidae
Product: F-box/LRR-repeat protein 20-like
Exons: 6
Coding region: 1-951 (316 amino acids)
Biological process (GO): SCF-dependent proteasomal ubiquitin-dependent protein catabolic process
Cellular component (GO): SCF ubiquitin ligase complex
Source: RefSeq, a predicted model, not a curated record
AUGGCAUCUUGGCAUAGAUACAUUAUAUCCAGUAUAAUUUUUUCUAGUGAUAUUGAUGAUCUGCCUAAUUUGAUGUCAUUGAAUAAGUUAUGGUACACGAUAGGUCGUGAAUGUCACGUAGUGAAUAUGAGUUGGUUGACAGAUCUCGACUUAAGUGUAAAAAGAAAUCGUAAAUUUUUACUCAAUGUCUCACGUAGAUUUAAUGCAAUAGAUAUUUCAAAGAAUUCAAAGCAUUCGUGGAAACUACUGGCCAAAUAUACCAAAAGGUUGAUUUUGAAAGAAAGGCAGGAUAUUAAAUUGGAAGAUUUUGUAUACUUUUUGGAGAAUUCCCACCAACUGAGAGAACUAAAUGUUGAAGGAUGUGACUGGGUAAAUGACAGUGUCAUAGACGCCCUUCCAUGCCGUAUUGUGUCCCUGAACAUUGAUCAUGCUGAUGGAAUACCCAGGAUUUCUAAGAGUGCUGUGGAAACCUUGCUUGAGCGUCAUUAUAUGAACCUGGAGGAGCUGGUGCUUGAUGCAUCUUUGCUCAGAGAUGAAAACUUGGAGGACAUAGCUAAAUGCUCCAAACUAAAGAAACUCUGUGUGUCCUCCUGUGAGAAUUUAACUAACACAUUUCUCGGAUACAUAAAGUCUCUACAAAACCUGACUUGUUUAAGAUUGAAGGGAGGUAAUGACUUCACCAAAGAAGGCCUAGUUUCACUAUUUGAGUGUGAAUCCUAUUUGCAUCUGAUAGAGUGUAGAUGCUUGCAGCAGCUGGUGGAGUUGGACCUCUCAGAUAGCACUGACUUUGAUGAUGACUGUGUCGACCAGAUGAUCAGAUGCUGUGGUGCAACUAUAGAGAUUUUGCGAGUAUCUUCCUCUGUGGCCAUAACAGACGUAGGCUAUGAAUCCAUCGAAAAUAAAUGCUGCAAGAAGGUGGUCAUCACCCAACACAAGCGGAUUAAAUGUUGAAAACUGGAUCAAAAACAACGGAUUCCGUCAAUCAUAUCAAGUGCAUUCCAAUUCACAUUUUUCUAUGUAACUAUCUAACCUUACUCUCACCUUAGACCUUUGAAGAUUUUUUAUUAUGUUUGUGAUAAAUUCUAAACCAAAAACUGUACAGGAGUCUUUUAAAAACUGAUAAUUAAGUAAAAGCAUUGUACAUUGCUCGUCAACAAACUGUACAAAACAUUGGUCAAGAUUAAUUUGCUCUCAAGAGUUCAUAUCACUAAACAAAUAUAAUCACUGUGCAUGAUACACUGUAUUACUUAGGAUGGCUGAAUUCAAUUGUAUUCAUGGCUGAAUUUUGUACAUGUCACCUUAAUUUUGGUUUUCUAAUCAGAGGUUACUUGGUGAUCUCCAAUCUCUUCAUAUGUUCAUUGAUACUCUUUUAAGAGACUGUGAUAACUCUUAAUGACAGAAAUGUCUACUAGGUAUCAUUAAUUCAUAGAUUUGUCAAGUUAGUGUCUUUCUUGUCCAGAUUUGCCCUGCAAGCUGUGCUAUAAUUGUUUGUACAUGCAUUUUACUUAUUCAAUUUUUUUUGGAUAAAUCAUCAAGGUUCAACCAACAUUGUAUAUGAAUGAGCAGAGGGCUUAUGAACCUUAACAUGGUUUAUAUAAGGACAGAUCACACAAGCAAAAUAAUGGAUGCCUAUUUUGGUAUACAAUUUUGGACUUGUUUUUGGUUGUUUUAUGGUUAGAAUAAUGAAUUUCUAAAAUAUUAAUGAAAAAUUAAAAAAACAUCUCCAGGGUUAAACUUAUUCAUUUUACUUAAAUUUAACUGAAGUUUUUAUCUUCAAGAUUUUUCAUUAAAUUUUGUGUGUAUUAAAUCUGUCCUUAGCACUCAAUA